AUGUUCCAGAUUGGCCCUCCCAGAUCAGCCAGCGACUCUGAGCCAUCCAGCAGAGACCACUCGCCUAGCAAAGGAUCGGAAUGGUCCACAACAUCUGAACCUCUUACUAAAUCAUGGACGCCCAAGAAACGCGCAAAGGCCAUCUCGUCCAGUGAGGCAUCUUGGUCUGAUGACAGCGACACACCCGUCAAACCUCGUGCUCCCAGAAGAAAGGGAAACUUCUACGACUCGCCCGACAACGAAUCUCGCUCGGCUCUCGACGAAAGAUCUAUCUUGACUUUCGAUGAUCUGUCCAUCCUCUCGCCAUCCGAGUCUAGAUCAGGCUCUGGACCCGAAGAAGCUGCUGACCAGCGUCCCGAGAAUCCCGAACUUGGGUCUGAGAACGAGCUUGCUCUCGAAUUUGAGAAUCCUGAAGAGUGGGAAACCCAGCAUGACACCAGAGACAUCGAUCCGCUGAAGUUGGGCAAAAUUCCAGUGCGCCCUCUCCCUCUCAUUGACAUACACGCUUCCAUCGAAUCAACUCGUGAAGCUUGGGGUCUGCCUCCUUUGAGGAUGCGUUGCCUGUUCAGUGACCGUCGUCACCCACACCACAUCUACGAUUGGACCACCAAGAAGCUGAGCUGCUCCGACGAACACGAGCCCGACUGCCAGCUGUGUGGAGCCUCUUGCUGCUCAGUCAAGGCCUACACCAAAGCCAUCAACGAAGAACCUCGCCCAAACCCUGUCGUUCCCAUGAAGUAUCGCGCAGCCUUUCAGCGCGACAUUGACGAAAUCACCAUGAAGCACGAAGUCACCGAUCCUUUUGAGAGAAUGCUCAGAUGCGACAUCUGCUAUCGCAAUGUCUGCCCUGAUUGCGCUGGCCGCUGCAUGAAGCCCGCCUGUCUCCGUAUCAUCUGCAAGGAGUGUGGUGAUCCUGAUCCUUGGUAUCACUGCCAGUGCGAGCAGGUGAACGGUGUGGUCAAGAUCAGCUAUAUUUGA
Aureobasidium namibiae CBS 147.97 is the source of this 978-nucleotide messenger RNA. RefSeq lists its product as uncharacterized. Bases 1 to 978 code for a protein of 325 amino acids. NCBI's taxonomy places the organism in Eukaryota, Fungi, Ascomycota, Dothideomycetes, Dothideales, Saccotheciaceae. The transcript has 2 exons. The record is from RefSeq and is a predicted model, not a curated record.